Messenger RNA from Panicum virgatum (switchgrass), 887 nucleotides. RefSeq lists its product as uncharacterized. The record is from RefSeq and is a predicted model, not a curated record. NCBI's taxonomy places the organism in Eukaryota, Viridiplantae, Streptophyta, Magnoliopsida, Poales, Poaceae. Bases 20 to 577 code for a protein of 185 amino acids. The transcript has a single exon.
UCCACACCAUCUCGCGCCCAUGUUCCCGUGCGAGCAAGACCGCACGGCGGCGGCACGCACCGCGCUCACCAACACGGGCUACCAGCCGUGCGCCGCGCCCCGCUCGCUCCAGCUCGCGUCUCGCCAUCAGCCCGGCAAGCAAGCGGUACCCCCGGCCGCGGACGCCGUGCAGCUGCGGCGCGCCCAGUGCAAGAAGCACGGGGCGUCGAAGUCGCGCCGGUCCUCGACCACCGUGGUGGCCACGGACGUCAACAACUUCCGGGCCAUGGUGCAGGAGCUCACCGGCUUCCCGGCAGCAGCCAUCUUCCGCCCGCUGCCGCGCAGGGUGAACGCGGCCAGUCCCUUCGCCGCCGCCGGCGGCGCGCGGCAGGGGUGCUCUGGUAGUGAACGGCAUGGGCAUCGCGGUUCGGAGGCGUCCAACAAUAGUACUGCCGGCGGUGCCGGCUGCAGCAGCCCCGACGACGCUCCGGCGCCGCUGCCUGCGACGGCGCCGCCGCCGCUGGGCUUGUUCGACGGGCUGACGGACCUCGGGUCGCCGGAGUUCGACCCCUCCUGGGGAGAUCUGUCCAUGGAGUAGUAAGCCCUCGUUGGGUCAUCUUUGGCCGGCUAGGCUAAUGGAUUGUUCAAGGACGGUACGUAACCUGGUUUUGGUAAUUCCCUUGCGCUCAUGUGCUCUGCGCAUCUUGUUCUUUCCUGAUCGAUCAGGUGUGUAACACGAGGGCAGGCUGGCAGCAGUGCUUGUUGUUUUCAAAAGAUAUGAUAAUUAAUCAUGCUCAUGCAAGCAAAUCAGUACUCCCGAUUGGCUCAGUUGACUUUUUUAAUUACAUAAUGCCUUCUUUUGGACAAUAAUGGAAAGAGUUAUGACCUCUCUAACCUCUUGCAUCCAA